Messenger RNA from Porites evermanni, 24916 nucleotides. NCBI's taxonomy places the organism in Eukaryota, Metazoa, Cnidaria, Anthozoa, Scleractinia, Poritidae. The record is from the annotation of a GenBank genome assembly.
AUGGCGGCGUGGGGACAUCCAGGCAUGGCUGCAGUGCCCGCUGAAAUUACCGAGGAAAAGCUUCAAGAAAAAGGUAAUCUCGUGGUAUUUUGUACUGUACGCAAACUUUCUAACGUUUAUUUACAGCCUAAGGGGAAGCAUUCGCUAUAAUUUAUUGCGGAUAAUGAUCUGUCUGAACAAAGGGCCUGGACUUGGAUUGCAGUGUCAGUCUCUUAACAGUGUUAACGUCGGUACACACUGGGCGACAAGUUGCAGCAACUAGUCGCAUUUCUUAUGUACUGGAGAAUUUUUGUGAAAGUCUUUGCCUCCACAACAGAAUUUUGCAAAAUGUUGCAAAAAAUCAAAUCAGACAGAAUUUGUGCAACUUGUUGCGGCGACAUAAUUCUGUUGCAGUGUCAAAGAUUUUUCACAAAAAUUCUCCAGUACACACAAAACGAUUUGUUGCUGCGAGGUGUCGUUGCAACGUGUUGCCACAACUAGCUGCGCCGCAAUGUGUUGCUGCAAUUUACCGCAUAGUGUGUUCCAACCUUUAUAGUGCAAAAGCAUAGAAUGCACACGGAAAGAGACCUAAGAAAACAGACUUUUUUGCCAUUUUAAUAGUAAAUUUUGGUAAGAUUUCCUUACAUCCCCAUAAAACAAUAAUUUCUUUACUAUUUCACACAAAUAGUGAACGUAUUUCGAUGUGAUUUCACUUUAAGAACUAUUGCUUACAGCUAGAGUGUAGAUUACAAGUCAUAGACUAAGAACGGCUCCUUUAGUUUUCAAAUACUUCAUCCUAUCAGGCAUCAUGAGAUAUGUUUCUGUUAGAAAGUGGCUGGGUUUUCUGAAAUUGGGUCUUAUUUCAGCCUGCAAAGAAAGUAGUAUCGAUAGCCCAGGGCUAGUGGAUUUUGCUAUCGGGCUAGUGAAUUCUGUUCCUAACUUGUCCAACAGGCAAGUGAGGUGUUUUGGGAAUUCAACUUACAGAAGACCUGUCAAAUCAAUUCUGCUCAUCAAAAAAUAUUGUGGGCUAGUUGAAAUGACGUUUGGCUAGUAAAUGCUAGCUUCAAGUUGCCCGAAUGGCAAGCUGUAAAAAUGACUUUCUUUGCACCCUGUAUUUAAUUCCAUCCUGGAUAUUGUUGUGCUGAUGUGCUUACAUGUAUGCUUGUGAUUGACUACAACUUUUUUGUACAGCACGAAAAUGGCAGCAGCUACAGUCAAAGAGAUACAGUGAAAAGAGAAAGUUUGGAUUUGUGGAGGCACAAAAAGAAGACAUGCCACCUGAGCAUGUGAGGAAAAUCAUUCGAGAUCAUGGUGACAUGUCCAGUAGGAAAUACAGACAUGACAAAAGGGUGUACCUUGGGUAAAACAAUGUUAUUGUAUAUUUUAGUCUUUUCAUAACCGGCUGUAUUUAAUAGUCUCUAAAUAGUACUGUUAGAUUUGAAAAAAAAAAAUAGAAAAUGUUUUUGAUUGCAUAGCUACCUUCAAAUAAAUAAAUUAGUAUGUGACAGUAGACGAACAUGCAAAUCAUUUUGAAUUGGCUGUCAGGUUCAUGCAACAUGCAAUGUAGAGUUUGGCAGAGACCAUCAUCAUUCCAGAGUAACAGUUGAUUUAUACAUUAUUUUAUCUUCCCAUGUACGUAACCUGAUCUCUUGAUCCCUCAAUGCUGGAAUGAACUUAAUUUAAACUCAUCUCGUAAUCAAGAUUAAUAUCUACACGUCCAAAAGUUUGGUUCAACCUAAGUAUACCAGUUAUCACUCCAUAGUGGCUCUAGAAGACAAACAAGAUUUAGCACAUGUAUGAGUGGCAACUUGUUGUUAGAAUUACAGUAGGUAGUUGAUCUUUUCCCUAGCAGUUAACAAACAUUUCAAGUGUAUUUAAUCUCUCAUUACAAAAAUUGUUGUAGUCACUAACUCUGAUUUUGUUUUGUUUUUUGUUUUUAAGUGCCUUGAAGUACAUGCCACAUGCUGUGUUAAAGUUACUAGAAAACAUGCCUAUGCCAUGGGAACAGAUCAGGGAUGUCAAAGUUCUUUAUCACAUCACUGGUGCCAUAACAUUUGUGAAUGAGAUCCCAUGGGUUGUUGAACCUAUUUAUUUGGCUCAAUGGGGGUAAGCUUAUUUGUCAUCAUACCAUGCUGUGUAUCUUAAUAGUGAGAAGAUUAUGUGCUUUCACUUGUGAAAAGUUUCUCCUUUCAAUGUCCACCUCGGAAAAUUGUGAAAUUACAAGGCUGUGUAGUAGCAGACCCCGGUGGCCCCUGGGCCUAACUUUUGCUCCUAGGCUACUAGAAAAACUCAGUUUUUUCACAGAAAUCAUAUGAUGGGUACCCUGGAUUUCACAGGUUCAGACCAGUGGGCUCCCUUUAGUUUUUCCCUGAAUUAUGUUAUCGUGACCUAUCCCAUGAAAAAUUCAAGGAUAAGUCGCAGGUAUCAGUUCUAAACAUCUGCAUGUCAUUAACCUGUUUUAGCACCAUGUGGAUCAUGAUGCGACGAGAAAAGAGAGACAGAAGGCAUUUUAAGAGAAUGAGAUUUCCGCCUUUUGAUGAUGAGGAACCUCCUCUGGAUUAUGCAGACAAUAUCCUGGAUGUUGAACCUUUGGAACCUAUCCAAAUUGAGUUGGACCCAGAAGAAGAUUCAAGUGUUUAUGAAUGGUUUUAUGAUCACAAUCCUCUUCUUGAUACAAAGUAAGUGAAGAUGAUAUUUCCUUGCCAGCAGCUGUGCCUUUCCAUUUCCAUUUGAGCUCAAUUUACACAGUGCCGUCAAAGUUGAAAUCCAGACCUUUUUGUGGAAAAUUGACCUCUUUACACUGUGACUACCCAAACCAGGGGACUUGUCCAAUCACAAGGUCCUUUGAAAACACAAUUCUCAAGUUUUUCUGCAAAUGGACAGAUACAAUUCAAGGUUCCACUAUGCAACUGUGGAAAAAUUUAAAACCAUUUGAACUUACCUGACCUUUUAGAAAACAGCCCUCAAAUUUAUGAAUGUUAUUGCUCCUUGAGAAUCUUUUUUUUGCAAAGAACAUUGUGAUUGGAUAAUCUUCUUCCAAGUGCCCCGGUUUAGUCGCACUGUAACACUUAUUUUUUAGUAAGGUUCUUGUCAAAUGGUUUUGAUUGAUUCUUUGAAUAAAAUAAAACCUUGCGAAAAAGGAAAAAGUUCAGUAUCUUCACAGCUAACAUGAAUACUAAGUUUGCCAUUCUCAUUUUUCUUAGAAUGAUCAACGGCUCUUCCUACCGAAGAUGGAACAUAACACUUCCCAUAAUGUCAACGCUCUAUCGACUGGGGAACCAACUUUUGACCGAUCUUGUGGAUGAUAACUACUUUUACUUGUUUGACCUUAAAGCAUUCUUUACUGCAAAGGCGCUGAAUGUUGCCAUUCCUGGAGGACCUAAAUUUGAACCUCUGGUUAGAGAUGUGAACCUCCAUGAUGAAGAUUGGAAUGAAUUUAAUGACAUUAACAAGAUCAUUAUUAGACAGCCAGUGAGAACUGAGUACAGGAUUGCAUUUCCCUACCUGUAUAAUAGCUUGCCCUACAAAGUCCAUCUGCCCUGGUAAGUCAGUCAUCUAUGUACCAUGUAAUUUAACUCUUAUUAUCUUUUUUGUUGGGUUUUCAAUUUUCUCUUACUUUUUGAAGUUGGGGGUUAACUUUUACCAUAUAGUAAUUUACUGCGUUCUAGGCAGGAGUCAAAAUGAACCCUAGUAGUAAUAGAUUGUUUUUACCCACUUAAUAACCAGCUAUGCAAAUUUCUUAAGGAAAAAAUAAAGUUUGUACAUGUAAAAAAAUUUCAGUUCCACAGAAGUUUUUUGGUACAGCAAGAUGGCCACUGUUUCAUUGUUUUGGUACACUAAUCUUGGCCGCCAUGGGAUCACAUGAACAGGAUCUAGGCAGCCGUUUUUUGGCAUGGACUUUUUUAAACCCUAUGUUUGCCACCAAACACGGGAAUAGCAUUGCUACAGGAUGCAAAAUGUUAUUUGGAUUGGUGGCUAGAAAAACAUGGCUCAAAUUACUGCAGCAUGUUUAUAACUUCAGCUGUUAUAAACUGCUUUCUGUGCCUCACAACUUCAAUGCAGAAUAUAAUUUAUGACCAAAAAGGUCCUUUGGGGUAUGCAUGUUUCUGAAACCAAGCAAACUGUCUUCCUUUUUGCACCACUCUGCAAGCUUUUUAUAUCUUUACUGUCAUUUGGUUCAUUUUGCUUUCAGGUAUCACCAUCCAUCUGUGGUGUACAUCAAGACAGAGGAUCCUGAUCUGCCCGCAUUUUACUUUGAUCCUUUGGUGAACCCAAUUGCACAUAGACAUGCUGUCAAGGUAUUUUAUUUACGUCUUUAUUUGUUUUUAGGUGGUUGACAACGCAAGUCUAUCAGAUGUUGUCAUUUGUCAGUAGAGACAUUAUGUCAUUGCCUGUUUAUAUGAUGCAGCAAACAUAAUAACCUUAUUUAAAAAAUGGGAAAGCCUUUGCAAAAUAAUAUUGAUCAUGUUUUCAUCUAGAAAUUCGAAAGUGGAUAUCCAAAAGAUCUCUCCUUGUUUUAUAUUUAUCUUAAAGUUAAGUUCUAAUGUUUCAGACAACCGAACCUAUACCUGAUGAUGAUGAAGAGUUUGAGUUGCCAGAGGAUAUUCAGCCAUUCCUGCAAGAUACUCCACUGUACUCAGACAACACAGCAAAUGGUUUGUUUCAAUUCACCUUUUAUUGCUUACAGUGAUUUUCUAAAAUGGAGUUACCUGUGGGCAGCAUUGUUACUAUUACUAUUAGUUCUGUCUUAACUUUGUAUUAGCUAUGUAGUGAGCGUAAAUAAUCUUUGCAUUCAGGUUGCUCAGACCUUUGGCUGAAUUUGUUCCACAGCAGACACACAUUCUCUUUUCUUCUAGAAUAAUAAGCCAACCUUACUGGAAUUUUAGUAAAAGGAAAAUUAAUCAUUUCUCAUGUGUGACUGAAUAACCCACCAUCACUUGUGGUAUCACAGGGGAUAAUUUAGAGGACUUUCUAUAUUAUAGGCAUUGCUUUGCUGUGGGCUCCAAGACCUUUCUGUCUCAGAUCUGCUAGGACACGUCGAGCCCUUGAUAUACCUUUAGUAAAGACAUGGUAAGUAUUCUUUUCAGCUUAGUAUUGGCUUUAUUUAUGAUGAAUUCUAGCAUGGCAAUUUCUUGGCUUUAAAUUUAUUGCCUUAUUAAAGUGGAAUUUAUAUCAUUACUUUCAUAAAUUGUUAGGCCUUCUGUGAAGGUCCCAUUAUAAAUUUUCGUUGUAUUAUUCAGGUAUCGUGAGCAUUGCCCAUCCGGUCACCCAGUAAAGGUGCGAGUGUCUUAUCAGAAGCUUCUCAAAUGCUAUGUUUUGAAUGCACUGAAACACAGGCCACCCAAAGCUCAAAAGAAAAGGUACUGUUUCAUGGCAGAGGUUGUUGUGAUCAAGUAUUAUUUGUGAUUGCGUAUAUGUACCAUAUUUACUUGAGUAAGCAGUGGGGUGCUUUUUUUUUUGUAUACAACAUGGUACACAAUAUUUUCCUUUGUUAUUCAAAAACGCUAAGAACACCAAAAGAAACAUAACAAAAGGUAGUUUUGAGGUCUGUUUCCGCUUGUUAUGUCAAAAAAUGUCAAAAUAAUGAAAAUGAACAAAUUCUGCAUUGUUGCUUGGAGGAUGCAGUGAAUAUAGUUCUUAGUAAUACUUUCAGUUGUUGUAGGUAAUAUUACUGUGAAAAUCGGAUGAAAGAAAAAAGCUUCUUUGCCUUUUAAAUCUAAUAGACGUUGUGGAAAGUCUUUGGUAGUAAUAAAAUUUGAUUUGAUCUCAGAAUGUGUAAUUUAAAGAUGUUUUUGUCUUUCUCAGAUAUUUGUUCCGAUCUUUCAAAGCCACCAAGUUCUUUCAGACAACAACCCUUGACUGGGUGGAGGUGGGUCUCCAAGUCUGUCGUCAGGGCUACAACAUGCUGAACCUGCUUAUUCACAGAAAAAAUCUUAACUNGGUCACCCAGUAAAGGUGCGAGUGUCUUAUCAGAAGCUUCUCAAAUGCUAUGUUUUGAAUGCACUGAAACACAGGCCACCCAAAGCUCAAAAGAAAAGGUACUGUUUCAUGGCAGAGGUUGUUGUGAUCAAGUAUUAUUUGUGAUUGAGUAUAUGUACCAUAUUUACUUGAGUAAGCAGUGGGGUGCUUUUUUUUGUAUACAACACGGUACACAAUAUUUUUCUUUGUUAUUCAAAAACUCUAAGAACACCAAAAAAAACAUAACAAAAGGUAGUUUUGAGGUCUGUUUUCCCUUGUUAUGUCAAAAAAUGUCAAAAUAAUGAAAAUGAACAAAUUCUGCAUUGUUGCUUGGAGGAUGCAGUGAAUAUAGUUCUUAGUAAUACUUUCAGUUGUUGUAGGUAAUAUUACUGUGAAAAUCAGAUGAAAGAAAAAAGCUUCUUUGCCUUUUAAAUCUAAGAGACCUUGUGGAAAGUCUUUGGUAGUAAUAAAAUUUGAUUUGAUCUCAGAACGUGUAAUUUAAAGAUGUUUUUGUCUUUCUCAGAUAUUUGUUCCGAUCUUUCAAAGCCACCAAGUUCUUUCAGACAACAACCCUUGACUGGGUGGAGGUGGGUCUCCAAGUCUGUCGUCAGGGCUACAACAUGCUGAACCUGCUUAUUCACAGAAAAAAUCUUAACUACCUUCAUCUGGAUUAUAAUUUCAACUUAAAACCAGUAAAAACACUCACCACUAAAGAGAGAAAGAAGUCCAGAUUUGGGAAUGCUUUCCAUUUGUGUCGUGAGAUUCUCCGUCUGACCAAGCUGGUGGUAGAUUCUUAUGUCCAGUACAGACUUGGUAAUGUGGACUGCUUUCAGCUUGCUGAUGGUCUUCAGUAUAUUUUCUCCCAUGUUGGUCAACUGACUGGAAUGUACAGGUACAAGUACAAACUCAUGAGGCAGAUCAGAAUGUGCAAAGACAUCAAGCAUCUCAUCUACUACAGAUUCAACACUGUAAGUACCUCCUCUCGGAAUUUCCUACAAGCAAAGAGGUAGUGGGUAAAGCAGACAAUUCUGUUGCAGUAAUAAUGAUGUCUACUUCGUACUUGUAUUAACUCCAGUCAAUAAUUUUCAGUAUAUAUAACACGGUAUUUUUGGAAAAAUAAAUUUAUGAUGAUGUCUAUUUGUAUCAGAUUUUAUUCAUCUUCAAACUAAAAUGUGUAUAAAUGUACAUCUUCUUUAUAUGUUAGGGACCUGUUGGAAAAGGACCAGGUUGUGGCUUCUGGGCUCCUGGCUGGAGAGUGUGGCUAUUUUUCCUGCGAGGUGUUGUCCCACUAUUGGAGAGAUGGCUUGGAAACCUUCUUGCAAGACAGUUUGAAGGACGACAUUCUAAGGGUGUGGCCAAAACUGUAACAAAGCAGAGAGUUGAGAGCCACUUUGACCUGGAGUUGCGAGCUGCAGUUAUGCAUGACAUUCUGGACAUGAUGCCAGAGGGAAUCAAACAGAACAAAGCUCGUGUCAUUCUACAACAUCUUAGUGAAGCGUGGAGAUGUUGGAAGGCUAACAUUCCUUGGAAGGUUUGAUCUUUCUACCUUUUGGUCACAUUAUUUAACCUAUUAUCAAGCUUCAGCUAACCAUGAUUGUAUGUGUAGUUUUGGUUGAUUGCCAAACUUGGGUCUCAGCACCCAAUAUUACUUAAUUAAUGUCAAGGUGAUGCAGUUGUGGUUCCUGCCAUCAUGGUUGGGAAUGGAAAUUCCAGGGCAGCAGGGUAGGGGAAAUUUCCAAGGGGAUAGAAAGUAUUUUGGGGAAGCACUUUCUAGCAGAGUUUGUUGUGUUUACUCCCUGCUUUUGUCAUUAGCUAUCGAAAAAUAAAGUAGUGCCUGAAAAUACAAGUCGCCACUUGUAUCCUUAAUUUGAACGUAGCAAGUUGUUUGCAUCAUGCAUGGAAGACUUCAAGCAUGGCAUUUAAAAAAUGUGCUUUCUAAUUCUGACUGUUAACUUCAGAUGUAUGGGAAAUUCCCCAGCUUAAUUUUAUCACAAAACUCACUUAAGUGUGCAGACCUGUUUUCCUCCCUUUCUACUAAGUGUGUGCCGGUGUAUUUAUUUUUAGAGAAAAUGAAAACAAUACAAAGCAACAGUGAUUACAGUUGAAAUGACUGCCAUAUAAACUGAUGGUCAUCCUGUAUUUGUAGGUUCCAGGUCUUCCUACUGCUGUUGAGAAUAUGAUUCUGCGCUACGUCAAAGCCAAGGCUGACUGGUGGACAAACACUGCUCAUUACAACAGGGAACGUAUUCGCCGUGGGGCCACUGUGGAUAAAACUGUCUGUAAGAAAAAUCUGGGUCGCCUCACUAGGCUUUAUCUUAAAGCUGAGCAGGAGAGACAACACAAUUACCUAAAGGUGUGAUAUUCAAAUAAGAUAGUCUAUUGUUAAUCAACACACUUUUGAGUUUUUUAGCUACUUUUAUUAGUGUGUGGCAAGAAAGGAAAACCCUGUCGUUUUAACUGUGUAAAUUUAAGGCAGUGAACAAAGUUGCAAGUGAUACAAAUGUAAGUGUGACAUUCAAUGCUUUACGUAUUAAGUUCUGUCCAGGAGUUUUGGUGAUUCUGUGAGUUACAUGUCUUUGUGCCUGUCCAGUCAACAGAAUUAUAACUAUUCAGGUGGUGGUAUCAAAGAUUUUUUUCAAAAAAACACCUUUUAGUUGCUGCUUUUUUCUGUACACUGUGGUUCCAAUUUAACACUGUAAACAUAGCUUGAAACUUCAUAUUUUCUUGUUUGACAGGAUGGUCCAUACAUCUCAGCCGAGGAAGCAGUUGCAAUCUACACCACAACAGUUCACUGGCUGGAGAGCAGAAGAUUCUCGCCGAUCCCCUUCCCACCCUUGUCGUACAAGCAUGACACUAAACUACUCAUUCUUGCCCUUGAGAGACUCAAAGAAGCUUACAGGUUUGGUUUUUGUCUUAUUGGAAAGAAACACUAAAUUACGUAAUGCAGAGAACUUAUUAACACGGUUAAAACUGUCCACAAUAGCCAGCCACCUUUGGGAUAGAAGAAAGAGGCUAUUGUAGAGAGGUUUAAGCAAGAGUCAAAGUAUGGAAUGUCUGCCAAAUGAAGUGACCGUUGUAGAGAGAUGGCCACUAGUGGUGGUUUGACUGGUUAUUUAUCAUAAAUGUGGGAGUGUCAGUUGCAUUUUUGGUUUAAAAGAAUUUGUGUAAAACCUCCCAAGUAACCAGCAAACAGUAGCAAAUUUACAACAAAGUUGCCAGAUGAUUCUAUCUUAUUACAAGAAGAUUUCAAACUGCUGUUUGUUCUUCCUUUUUUGUGGUUUUUGCAGUGUAAAGAGCCGGUUAAACCAAUCUCAAAGAGAGGAGUUGGGGCUGAUUGAACAAGCAUAUGACAACCCUCAUGAGGCACUCAGCAGAAUUAAGCGUCACUUGCUUACACAAAGAGCAUUUAAAGAGGUGCAUUUCUUGAUGGUCAAAUUACAUAAUUUAUAAUAAACGAAUGAAAUGUUUUGUACCUACCUGCUUUUUGGAAGUGACUGCUUUUGUAUGGAAAGGAAGAGGAGCAGAGAAAUAGUUACCGACUGUCAAACAGCCAAUUGAGAUUUUGAUGUUAGUUACGCGUAAACACAAGGAGUGUUUAAGUUGAUUUUACAGAGAAGUGGGUUGAAAAAUGUUGCACAGUUGAGAGGUGUCCAACCAACUUUCAAGUAUCUAGAUGUAAUGUCAAGUAAAACACUUUCUUGAAUGACAAUUUGGUUAGUAGUGUUAAGUUUCUUUUACAUUCUGUUGUUGAAUUACUAGACAUGGGCUGUAUUUUUUAGGUUGGCAUUGAGUUCAUGGACCUGUACAGCCAUCUUGUUCCUGUGUAUGAUGUUGAACCACUGGAGAAGAUCACAGAUGCCUACCUUGACCAGUAUCUUUGGUAUGAAGCAGACAAGAGGCGCCUGUUUCCUCCGUGGGUGAAGCCAGCUGACACGGAACCUCCACCACUGUUGACUUACAAAUGGUGCCAAGGUUAGUUUGUGCGUGAUUCAUUGUGAAGUUUGAACAAGAGGUGUGUAGUUUUUUUCAAAACAGUGAAAUCCCAAUUCCUUGAGAUUGCUUAUCCAGGAUCAUGGAGUGUAUGUGGCUAACACCAUUUUUUUGGUUCUUGAGAAAUCAAAUUAAAAUUUUUGGAAGGAAGCAAAAUUAAGUCGAAAUAUCUUAAGUUUUGAAAAUCAGGGAUAAAAUUGCAGUGUCUGACUGAAGCAAAUCAAAGGCAAACAACUUUUGGCUUGAAAAAUCGGUAGUUUCGAAAAAUCUAGUUUUGAAAAAAUUGGGAUUCCACUGUAAAAGGGUAUUGGUAUCUAUAGUUACCCCGUAACAUUACAUGUCUUAUCCUAAUGAGAUGAAUGAAAACAAAAAGCUAAAUAUGACCUAAAAUAACAUGAAAGAGAAAAACUUAUGAUGACUUCAAAGUGUGAAGAAAAGUUUUUGUUCCAUCUUUAAGAAGUAUGUGGUAAUUUCUCACGCAUGUUAAAGUGAGCACUGUUGUGCAGUUACAUUUGUACACACUAGGGGCAAGUUGUUUAAACCCAGUGUUGGAUGUUACUGCUAAUAUCUGGCAUUCAAAUUGAACUCUAUAAUGGAAGAGUUUGACUGGUCUGAACAUAUCAUAUCAACAUGAAAAUGCAGUCUAACCUCUCCAUAUGGACACCUCUAUAAUACGGACACCUCUCUAUUAUGGACAGUUCAUUUGGUCCCAGAAAUGCCAAAAAUCAUACAUUCCCUAACUCUAUGAUACAGACACCUCUGUAAAGCAGACACUUGGUUUUGUCCCUUUGGUGUCCAUAUUAAAGAGGUUUGACUGUACAUACAAAUGGAUCCAGUGUCCUUACUUCAAACAGAAGAAGAUGAUAACCUUAUUUACUCUUGAUGUACGAGGCUAGUUAAGCUGCUAGUGCCCUGGUCAAAAUGCAUCUCAGUUGAAACAUCUUGCAUUGUGCAGUGCCAUGCAGAAUGCAUGCUCGUAAGAUGCAAAAGUGGCUGAAAAAUUUGGGUAGAUGGUUCCCAAUCUUGGCAGCCAAAAAAAGCAGACUGAAAAUUAUGUGAUGUGUAUUAAAAAGCCUCAUAAUUAAAAGCAAUUACCUUAUUUAAACAUCGGCUUAUUUUCAUAAUUUUAGGAAUCAACAAUUUGCAAGAUGUUUGGGAAACAUCUGAAGGAGAGUGCAAUGUUAUGAUGGAGACCAACUUUGAGAAGAUGUAUGAGAAGAUUGACUUGACCUUACUGAAUCGACUGUUACGUCUGAUUGUGGAUCACAACAUUGCAGAUUACAUGACAGCAAAGAACAACAUUGUGAUCAAUUACAAGGUACAGUCAUUAGUUUGUUCUAUAAUUGUGUAUUUUGUAGCUGGCAGGAAGCAAGGAUUGUUGGUAAUUUUAAAAGCAGCUGUAGCAUUUGGCAGUACUUAAUUUGUUUUAGUGUUCUUUGUUGAACUGUGUUCUGUACCAUCUCUUUCACCAAUAAGUGAUACAGCCCUGAACUAUAUGUUUCAAAACAGGAGGAGGCAGUGUGGCCAAGUGGUCAGUGUGUUAGACCCGCAACUUUGGUGAUUCUGGGUUUGAGUCCUGCUCUGGCCAUUUGCUGGAUUUGUUGUCCUUAGUUAAAAUCCUCUGCCACGCUUGUAAAUAGCCCACUGGUUUCCUCCUACCAGUUUAUCCUGUUAUGUUUUAUUGAAUUAUUUGUUUCUUAUUAUUUACGUGAAGUGGGGGAUAAACUGCUACCCAGAGAAUUAGUACUUCAAGACAACCAGUUGCAUUUUUCACUGCAGGAUAGAGAUUUUAUCUAGUAGAUAGUAUUAUUUUCCAGUAUUAAUCUCCUACUUUACUUAACCUGCAUUAUAAGAUAGCACUUUGAGAAUACUAAAGGUGACAUAAAAAAUUCCUUCAAGUGCCAAAAAUAACAUCACAUGUUCACUUGUGUUAUGUCAACAGGAUAUGAACCACACAAACUCCUAUGGCAUCAUCCGUGGUCUUCAGUUUGCCUCAUUCAUUGUACAGUACUAUGGAUUAGUGCUGGAUCUUCUGGUGUUGGGCUUACAAAGAGCCAGUGAGAUGGCAGGACCCCCACAGAUGCCAAAUGACUUCUUAACCUUCCAGGAUGUGCAGACAGAAACCCAACAUCCCAUCAGAUUGUACUCAAGAUACAUUGACAAAAUGCACGUCUUCUUCAGGUAGCUUUUUUUUCCCUGUUAUUUUCUUUCACAAUAAUAGAACAUGAACAUCAUCAGGGGUUAAUUUUUAUAAAACUUUUUCGAUGCUACAGCACUAAGCCAAGCAAUAUAGUUUCCAGGUUUCUCACAAUUAUGAUGCUGAGUUAUUUGCUCUGAUUGAUCAAACGUGUAUCCUUUUGGGUCUGCUUUUUGCCCUUAUUGUGUAUCGAAAACUGCCAUUGAAUUAAAAAGGGUUGGCUUUUAAAAUACUAUGCCUGUGUUAAGCCAAACUGGCCCUUUUUUCAUUUAUCUGGGGGCAAUCUUUGAUUGCAACAUAGGACUCCCACAAUGGCACAGUAUGGCCGAAACACUGGAUAUUACCAGGGUUAUCAAUUGAAGGCGAGAACCUGGUGCCGGCAGCAGUGUACUCUGAGCAAAGCACCUGCCUUCAAGGAAAAUGAGAAAGCUGAUUCUCAAAAUAACUUUCCAACAUUCCCUACCUACUCAGCCUUGAAAACCCUGUAUCGCUGAGUGUAACUCUGUUUUGGAGAUUCACCGAUAGACUGACUCAAAAGAUAAAACCAUCCAAAUUCAUUUAAAAAUUUUGUCUUGCGAUCAAAAUAUUCCAACACUCUUUUCUAGGGUAACUGGCAGCAUAGUCCUUUUUCCUGCAGUGCAUACAUGUAAUGUUAAAUGUGGUAAAAUUCUGAACAGCUGAGACUGGAAGACUAAAAGGAGAGAAGAAGAUUUAUUUUCUACAUGGUUUUUUGUACAGCCUAAGAAUUAUUUUAUAUUAGUAAUUUUUUUUUGUGGGAUGAAACACUGUAUAAUAUUGUGUGAUUUUCAAGGACUCUUUUGGUGUCUUUAGAUUUUCAGCAGAUGAAGCUCGUGAUCUGAUUCAGCGAUACCUUACAGAACACCCUGAUCCUAACAAUGAGAACAUUGUGGGCUACAAUAACAGAAAAUGCUGGCCCAGAGAUGCCCGCAUGAGACUCAUGAAGCAUGAUGUUAAUCUUGGGCGUGCUGUGUUCUGGGACAUCAAGAACCGUCUGCCAAGGUCUGUCACCACACUCACUUGGGAUGAAAGUUUUGUGUCUGUCUUGUCGUUUCUAUUAGGUUUAGAAGAAAAGUUGUACACACCUAAACUUACAGCAUAAAACGGGUUCACAGCAUGUUGCAAACUCCUCAAAUGUGUGUCCCUACCUCAGACCUUAAACGUUUUACUCCAUACGGUUAACAAAAAAAAAAGUCAGUUUCAAGUUACUUUAAGCUUCUUUAUCAAAGCAACUCUAAUUGCAAACCCAUUUGUAAGAGAAUGGGUUUACUUGAUUUGAAGGGGAACUUAACACUUUUCUCCUGAAAGGGUCAGAUGUCAAAGUUAAAAAAUCAAACAUUUGAUUUGACAGGAUCUGAAAAUUGGGUAGUUUUGUGUAAAGUUCUUUUAAAGAUGUUUUAUUCAAGUUGUCACUUAAUAGAAUUUAGUCAAUUAACUACAGAAGGUAAGAACUAGAUUGGAUUUCUUCAAAAUUCACUUUAAGGGUCAGUGGUCAUAGUCUCCAGAAUUUUUUUUACCUUCAAAGUUUUGCUCUUGCUCUUUGUGGCUUUGACAACUUACUCUUGCCCCAAGAUGAUAAGGAAAUCUCUGUUGCAUAAUGCUAAUGUGCUAAUCAGCUUGGUUCUCAUAGAUGCUGCACUUCAGGGUUCUGUACAAUAAAUUUACAGUCAAAUCCCUAGUAAAAUAUCAUUAGCUGAUUACCUGUGACUGAGCUUUUCCUUUUUAUUAUUUUGCAGGUGACCAAAGAGCGAACUGCCCAGUGCUUCCUAAAAGUUGAUGAGGAGUCACAGCAGAGAUUCCACAACAGAGUUCGUCAGAUUCUCAUGGCUUCAGGUUCAACUACUUUUACGAAGAUUGUGAACAAAUGGAACACUGCUCUGAUUGGUUUGAUGACGUACUACAGGGAAUCAGUUGUCAACACUCAGGAACUCCUGGACUUGUUGGUCAAAUGUGAAAACAAGGUGAGUGUUUAUAAAUUAAAAAGUCAUUCUUUGUUUUCUUCUGUGCAAUCCUGGAUUCUUGUCCUUUGUAUUUUUGUGGUAAAAUAAAUUGAAUUGAAUUUGAAUACAAUAGCUUUGUUUCACACUCGUCACUUCUGUUGAAAGCAAUUUUUUGCCUACUGCUGGUCUAUCAGACAAUGAUUGCUGUACAGUCAGUUGACACCAUCACCUGAUGAAAGCUAGUAGUAAGCAGCUGAAAAGUUACUAUCAUUGUCAAAGUGACUAUCAAAGAGGCAGACAGAAAAGCAAAGCUAUCAACUGGCGGAGAAUGUUUUCGUUUGUAGAAAGUAAAGGAAAAUGUGAUUUCCAGAUGACUGAUCAUCUAUUGCUACAUUUCCUGGCCCUGUACUCGCUUGGCCUUGAUCUUCUCACUUUUGGGGAUUUCUGUAAUAACUUUUAACGUGUUUAUUUUUCUUUCAGAUUCAAACACGUAUCAAGAUUGGUCUGAACUCCAAGAUGCCUAGCCGUUUCCCUCCGGUUGUGUUUUACACACCAAAAGAGCUUGGUGGUCUUGGUAUGCUGUCCAUGGGACACGUGCUUAUUCCGCAGUCAGAUCUCAGGUUACUUGAAGUUUCCAUUUGUUGCUGUUGUUUUUCUCUUUCUCGAAUUUGAAUCAAGGCUAUCAAGUUUUGAUGAAAGAGGCUUGUUUUAAGAUAAGAGUAUAGCCUAGCCCUACUGCUAUAUUGCAGAAAUGAGUGCAUCACUUUUUUUUCUUGAUUGCUCAGGAAUUUAAGAGGCAAUACCCUCCUCGAAGAUUAGCCUGUUCCAGGCUCUCAGAUUGUAGGGAUGACGCGUAAGUGAAAGGCACCCAAACAUAUGAGCACAUUAUCUCGAAAAAGGGGUGGGGGCGGGAAAAAGGAAGGGAGAGAGGCACCCUUUCUCUCCCCAGUUUCCUCCUGUUUCAUUUUCACAUGCGCUCUUUCUCAAUUUUGCAGACCCAACUAUUUUGGAGCCUGGAACAGGCUACUCGAGGAUUAAAGUGCUAAUACUAUGUUUCUCUAAUUUUCGCCUCCAGGUGGUCUCAACAAACUGAUGCAGGGAUUACUCACUUCCGAUCCGGAAUGAGCCAUGACAAAGAUCAGUUGAUCCCUAACUUGUACAGGUAACAUUCCUGCUUCUUCUUCAAGGAAAUCAUUUCAGCAACAAGUGUAAAGUGGAGGGAUUGUUAAGUUGAAAUUUUAUAAACGCAAAAAUUUCUUCAUGCAUUUGUUCCAAGAGGUAUUUUGAUAGGAUACUGGUAUGGUCUUCUUGCUUGUUGCUAGCCUCUUGCUUAGGCUUUAUCACUGAUAAUCAUACCCUGAUUCUCAGGCAGUUCAACAUCGCUCUCUUAAACUCUCUCCUCUUCCAUGAGAUUGAGCAACCAAACUCAGACGAUAAAAUCAGAGGCAAAUUAUUUUUAUUAACUUACCGGUAGUCAUAACUUGAAUGGUAAGGUAACUUUCAUUGAGUUUAUAAUCCUGUUCUCUUGGUGAUACCAGGUACAUCCAACCAUGGGAGAGUGAGUUCAUUGACUCUCAAAGAGUCUGGGCUGAGUAUGCCUUGAAACGACAAGAAGCUAAUGCUCAGAACAGGUGAGUGCUCACACCUUUCACACUACUGCGUUCUGAUAAGAAUACCCAUGUAUUCAUGGCUAGGUGUACAGUGCUCCAAGCUGAAACUGUUUUGGUCACCAUAUAGGCUCGAUUACCAGUGAAUGAGCGUGCACUCCUCCCCUGAACAGAGAGAAGCGGAAAUUGAGCCCAGUCGCCAGGGUGGGUGGAAAAAGUAUUGGACAACUAAAGUCAGGGCAAGCUGUCAAUUUGGUGUCUUGUGUUCAGUAGUAAUGUAGCAAUGCAGUGUUUUUCAUUACUUUGUGUUGAUGGUCUUUUUCAAGUUAAAGUAAGAUAAAUAAUUGUACGAAAUAAAUAUAUUUUUGCUCCAUUUUCAUAACAAUUCACCUCUUUGACGGUAAAAAUGUCAGCUUUUGAAUCGUUUCAUUGUGGUAAAUUGACUUAUAUAAAACUUGGCUUUUUUUUCACUCCCCACCUACACAACGCAACAAUACAGUUUCUUUUGAAAUUGACCCCUUCAACAAUUAGCACCCGCACAUACAGAUAACAUUUAAAUAUUUUUCAAGGCUAAUAUUCAACCACUGGUAGCGGUCUUAUCUUAAUUGUUAACCAUAACCUUCUUGGUAUCUUCUGUAUAUGGUAAUUGUACAAAGAAAAUGUUUGCUUUACAUUAUCUGUUCUAAGGUAGGGGUCUGCAAAUUGGGACCUCCUAAAUCUCCUGAGCACCCUAGCACCUUAUGGAGCUUAAUUGUGUGACAAGGUCUUCCUGUCUGUGUGUGAACGAAUACUGUUCCCUACCUGAGUUAGAACCGAUUUCAAACAGUACCAGGUAAACCUUUUGACAGUCAUGUUCAGUUUAUUAGAUUAUGUUUUAACUUUAAACCAAAAAUUUGUUCCUUCAGUACUGAGUGCCUAGUUUGACAGGACAAUAAAUUUUGAGGUAGAGUGAGCUAUCACAGAGUCGUUUAUCCUUUAUUGAAAAGGGCAGUAUCAUCAAGAUUGAGUAGUUUCUGAAAAACCUUGCAAAAGUUUGUGUCAGAAAUAACUAAGAAUGUACAAAGUACCACCUGGGGUUGCUUGAUCUUGCUAUAAUAGUGGCGUACGUAAAUACUGUUAAAGAGUGUCUGAUUAACGUCUAGAAGCAAGUGGACUGAAACUAAUAAACGUCAGAAUGAUGAAGUUUUCGUGUUUCUCUUUCUCGUUUGAUCACACUUUGAAAUUAAUGUCUUUCUUGUGUUGUUUGGGGUUCAUUAUAUCUCUCACAAUUAUAUCACACCAGUUGAGAUAAAAUCCUGGGAAUGACCUUCAAAUUAGUGCGCAAAUUUCACGAGCUUGAACGUAAAACUGCCGAGAAAAUAACAAAAAAUGUUACUCAUGGAUCUUGUUGUUCCAAAGGUUCUCAAACAGAAUCCGUUCUGGUGGACUCAUCAGCGACAUGAUGGCAAAUUGUGGAAUCUGAAUAACUACCGCACAGACAUGAUCCAGGCGCUGGGUGGCGUGGAAGGUAUCUUGGAACAUACACUUUUCAAAGGAACGUACUUCCCAACCUGGGAGGGUCUGUUCUGGGAGAAAGCUAGUGGAUUUGAGGAGUCCAUGAAGUACAAAAAACUGACCAACGCACAGCGCUCUGGAUUGAAUCAGAUUCCCAACAGACGAUUCACACUCUGGUGGUCACCCACUAUAAACAGGGCCAAUGUAAGUGACUCACAGUAUAGCUUAUAGAAGGGUCCAUAUAUAACGUAACUGCUUAAAAUUCAAGAUGGCGUCUCGCGACAUAUUUUUUUCGUGGAACGUGUGCCGAUUUUAUGAAACCAACAACGUUUGAUCACCACUGCCAAAGAAUUUAUUUUUAAAAAACUCACAAGGGUUUUAAGUAAGGUGUAGUAAACAAUUUUAGUUGCUAAUGUGAAGGCUAAUUUUUUGAAAACUUUGUCGCCUUGCCGCCCAUACGAGACGCAAUUUUAUGUUCUGCGUUGUGUCUUGUUUCUUUGUUUUAGCGUUUUGUUAAUAAUUUAGAUAUAAUAAUCCUGUUCAGGGAAAAAUAACCAAAUCAACCAACCGGCGCCUGCCACCCUGCGGCGCAAGGUAAGAUUUCAACGAUGUCGUGCUUGUGAAGGCAACGUUUUGUUCAGAUGUUGUCUUAGUAACCUAGCCAUCAGGCCUUCCUUGGAGGGCUGGGGAAGAAAGGACAUUAGAAAGGUUGGAUCAUUAUAUUGUACAUUUUUGUGAAACUACCCACCUACCCUUAGGAGGGGUAGGUGGCUAGUUUCCCCGAAACGUGUAAUGAUCCUUAAUGUCUUAGGGGCAUUUUGACCGCUACUCUCGCUCCAACCUUAUCUUUGUUUGAUUUCUUGCAGGUUUACGUUGGAUUCCAGGUUCAGCUUGACCUCACCGGAAUCUUCAUGCACGGCAAGAUUCCAACACUGAAGAUCUCACUCAUUCAGAUUUUCAGAGCUCACUUGUGGCAAAAAGUACACGAGAGUGUUGUCAUGGACUUGUGUCAGGUAAAGUUCAAUCCUAGACUCAUCUAUAGAGCGUUUCCACUCACCUUGCCAACAGCUGUGCAAAUUUCUUGGAACAUAAGUUAGUUUUAACAGACGAGAAAGGUUCAACUUCCACACGGUACUGGUUUAGGACACCAACAUAGCCUCCGUUUCAUUUUGGGGGACACCAACAUGGCGGACUUGACGUCAGAUGAAAAAGCUCUAUAAGGACACUAAGGGCGCGUUGGAUUGACGCUAUUACAGAAUAAGAAUAAAUCAUGGAACAAACUUAGGAAAUAAUCUGUUUAGGCAAUUCAUGACAUCGUAAUAUCUGCAAAUCUAAAUGAAGUACAGUAUUACGAUGUAUGUAGCACCCCGGUGGUCCAAAAAAAUCUGGUAAAAGAGAUUUCUAACAAAAUUUCUGUGUAUUCUUAUUUCGGAAUAAAAUCAAUCGAACGCUACCUUAAACGCUCGAGUAUCUGUUAAUUAACAAGUACACAAUACUAUAGCACUGAGCGUGUCACGCGUUGUGUCGUCAAUGUUUGUAAAAUGUACGUUAAGGUAUGAUCACGCAUUUCAGGAAAACGUAAAUAGAGACAGUUACCCGUGUAGGAACUUAUCAACUUUGAUGACGUUUUAUGUAAAACGUUUUCUUUGCGAUGAUCGUGACCGUUUGGCCUACACUUAUGAAAAGAAUUUACAGUGCAACGAACUCAAGCGGGGCCUUCACUACUCAACCAAUCACGGGUCACAAUAACAGCAAGAUUGGUACAGUUUCAAAGUGUCGUUGCAGGGUCCGGUUGAGUUUGUUACAUUGUAAGGUAUGAGUUUUAAAAUGAAAGUUAACUUGUACGUCUGGACUGAGUAUGUGUCGGUAAUCAAGUAUUAGAAUUUGUACAAAACGCAAGUGAAGUUACCGGUAUUCCUUAAUUUUACGAGUAUACCAUUUGAUUACCUAUUAAUGUCAUGUUGUCAUGGGUAACAAAUUUUGCUCACAGUCGUACGUUUUUUGACAUGUUUAUCGUCUCGAUAGAGAACUCCACGCACUGAAAAGUUUAGAGCAUAGUUUUUGGCUUAUGUUCACAAGUUUCUGAAUUUUUCGACAAAACACUUGUUAGAAUGCUCUUUGAUGUAGUCUUUCGCGUGUUUAGGUUUUCUUCAUUGAUAACAUGUUAAAACUUCGACGCUAUCUUGAAUAUAAAUCAUAAAUUAACUCUGAAAUUUGGCGCCAAAAUUAAGGAGUAAUUUACCCAUGAUGUUAGCCUUUUGGCGUAGGAUCUCUUCUGAUCUCUCUCUUUGAAAAUUUAUUUUUCAACCACGGAUUUGAUUUAAUUAACUGUAAUGUAACUGUUGGUUGUCAUAAUUAUUGUAGGUUUUUGAUCAAGAACUGGAUGCUCUUGAGAUUGAGACAGUGCAGAAAGAAACUAUUCAUCCUCGUAAAUCGUACAAGAUGAACAGCUCAUGCGCUGAUAUCCUCUUGUUUGCUGCAUACAAGUGGAACGUCUCCAAACCUUCUAUUCUGGCUGAUUCCAAGUACGUCUCUCCUUUCUUCGUGCUCAAAUUCUCUUAACGUGCAUGAACAGUUGAUAACAGCCUUGUAGGAAAACAUUGGCAGUUAAAACAAAUCAUUUCGAUUAUAUUUGCUUCCAUUCUUUCUCGGCUGUCUUCACUUUGGUUUGUAACAAAUGAGCCUUUCAAAUUUAAGCGAUACAAGAUGCCUUUUGCUAAUACAUAUUUUUAGGCAUUUCUUACAACUCCACCAUGGAUCACUGGGCCCCUUUUAGUCGUGUUUGAUAAUAGUUAUUGUUGAUGAGUCGGCAUAGUCUGUCCGUCGAGCGCGCGUCCGAAAAAAAAAAUUUGCGAGGGAUUUUGUGUUCACCAGUGCAUGGGUUGUGGGAGUUGUGUAAGUGGCUCACGUCUCGUGCGCUCGUUGAAUUUCUUUGGAAAAAUCUAUAGGACGAAAAAGUGUCUGGAAGACUGCCUGGAGGCAAGUGUUCGUCCAUUUUUAUGAUGCGUUUGCUUGAAUAUGUAUUGAUAUUACAAGGAUAAAUUUAAUGCCGCUUAGUAUGUUAAAGAAAUCUUCACUUCAUUCGUAGUGACAUCAUGGAUAGCACCACAACUCAGAAAUACUGGGUCGAUGUACAACUUCGCUGGGGUGACUACGACUCUCAUGACAUCGAGAGAUACGCACGCGCCAAAUACCUUGACUACACUACUGAUAACAUGAGCAUUUACCCCUCCCCCACUGGGGUCCUCGUUGGAAUUGAUCUGGCCUACAAUCUUCACAGGUUAGAGAAGAAUGCGCCUGCCGUCUUUUCAUAAGCAGUGCCAGUUAUUCGAAAUGCCAAGAGUUAGGUCCUUGUUGGUAACAUGGCUUCAGGAACAUUGGUGUUCCCAUUUGGGUAGAAAUUUUCACAGCAAUAUGCGCCGCUCAAUUUGAAACUCCUUGUCGAAUAAGCCAUUCGUUUAAAAAGCUGACUCUUUACCUUAAAACUCCUCCAUCUCACUACUAGAAAGAUGGCAUUGUCAGACCUAAACUUGACACUUGCGGUGCGAAUUCCCCACCCCACCCCUGCAGUGGUCAAAUUCCCUUCUCCCCUGGCGCAGGUGAUGGUCAAAUGCCCGGGGUUUGCCCAGGGGAGGUUGUGGAAGUUUCAUUUUGAUCGGUGCUUUAGAUUGCAAGAUAAUUCAUAUGGAAGUGCACAUUGGAUAGUUAGGUAUUGUAGACACUAAAAGUGAAUGGUAUUCAAUAAUUUGAUGGUAGUAGCAGUUAACAUAUCCAUUUCAUAAUAGGGAUGAGCUUCCUUUCUUGCAGCGCGUUCGGUAACUGGUUCCCUGGUGUGAAACCCCUGAUCCAGCAAGCCAUGGCUAAAAUCAUGAAGGCUAACCCGGCCCUGUACGUGUUGAGAGAACGAGUCAGGAAAGGUCUGCAGCUGUACUCCAGUGAACCCACUGAGCCUUACUUAUCCUCACAGAAUUACGGAGAACUCUUCUCAAACCAGAUUAUCUGGUUUGUGGAUGACACCAACGUCUACAGAGUCACAAUUCACAAAGUGAGAGCUUACUUUUGUCACCUUUGCUAUUAUCUUUUCCAACGUUCUUCACAUCUGUAAAGCGUGUAUAGGUAUUGCGGUUUCAUAAAAUGAGUCAUCGCACGGAAACCCUUUUUAAGCUGAAAAACAGACUGAAUUCUUUACAGUGUUCAAGCGAGCUCUCGCUUGUACUUCCGUUGUAAUUUAGAAGCCGCUAACAUACUUCUUGUACGGAGAAAACAGUUUUAAACCGUUAGAACUAAAGUGUUUUUUUACUUGGGUGUGAAUGGAAAAAAAUUCUUCUGAGAAAAAUUCUUCUUAAUGGUAAAUAGCGUGCAUUUUGAAUCAUCCUCUGAAAGUCGACGUAAAAGACAUUUUUAAUUCUACACUUAUCGUUUAACACGUGCCUCUGCGUUUUCAUUUCAGACGUUCGAAGGCAACUUGACCACGAAACCAAUCAACGGUGCCAUCUUUAUCUUCAAUCCUCGCACGGGACAGCUUUUCCUCAAAAUCAUCCACACUUCAGUAUGGGCUGGACAGAAACGUUUGGGACAGGUAGGUCUUGUAUCUUAUGGUGAUUAUCCUGCGUGACAGGCGUCGAUAGGGGAGGGGAGGGGAGGGGAAUGAAGGUAAAAAAACCGGAGGGGAUGGGGUAGAGAAGGAAAGAACUGCCCCUCCCUUCUCCCUUUCGCGCUUUUCUCCCCUUCCCCUCCCCUUUUUUUGCAGCUGCUACGCAGGCUAUAUGGCGAUGUGUUAGCUGUUCAAGCCAUGAAAAAAUGUGACAUGGUCGUGCGGGAUUUUUGGAUUCGGUCACUUUCACGAACAGAGUUUCUGACUUAACAUGUCCGAUUCAGACCUUUUUUUAAGUUCCACUGGCAAAGUUUCUUGCAUUGUAAGCCAUAUAUUCUUACGCAAACACGUGGAUCCAGGGGAAAGAAAGCUGACUGUCCUCCGGGUCAGACGUCAAGUGUAUAUUGUAUUGGUCGGCAGUAUCUCACCUUAACUAUCUGAACUAACAAAGGGCUGAAAUUCUUUAUUGGUGUGUUGUUUUAGUUGGCCAAGUGGAAGACAGCUGAAGAAGUAGCAGCUUUGAUUCGUUCACUGCCGGUUGAAGAACAACCCAAACAGAUCAUUGUGACCAGGAAAGGGAUGCUUGAUCCUCUCGAGGUGUUGUAUAGUUACACUUUAGGGUUACGUCAAGGCAUCGUCACAUUUUCCGUCUUUGUUGGCUUCUGGACUCUGUUAGAUAGACUUAUGUCACCCGUGUCGCUUUUUGUAAUUGUGGUGUAGUUUUGUUUUGAGGGAAAACUGAUACAAGUGUCUUAAUGUUUCAGGUCCAUCUGCUGGAUUUCCCUAACAUCGUUAUUAAGGGCAGUGAACUGCAGCUUCCUUUUCAGGCCUGCUUAAAGGUUUGUGUUUAAAGCAUAGAUUUGUUAUAAAUGAAGGAAGAUGGAAGGAAAAGUUGGCCCAACGUUUUUAAGUUUCAAUCCAUGUUUAUCCUUGGCAUCCGUUGGAACAGAUGACAGGAUACAGAUUCCAAUGCCUUGGUCUUAAAUAACAAAACUGGACCAUUCAGUUGAUGCGAAGACAAGUUUUAGCUUUUCCCCUGUAAGCCCCGAGAGUGACCAACAUCAAUUUUCGCCUCAAACUAUCAAAACACAAUGCGAAGAAAAAAUUGUGAGAAUUACUAAAAUUAUCACCUUAAGUAAAUUGCUUCGAUCUUUUAACAAAUUCUCUCAACUGGUUUUUCAAGGAAACAUACAGAGAUCAGUAUGGAGAAUUUCUAAGUGGAUACUGAGGCUUAAAGGGUUAAUAAUUUCUGUUCUCUUGUACCUUGUAGGUAGAAAAGCUUGGAGACAUGAUUCUGAAAGCAACCGAGCCACAAAUGGUAUUGUUCAAUCUGUAUGAUGAUUGGUUAAAGACCAUCUCUUCAUACACGGCGUUUUCUCGUCUGAUCCUCAUCCUUCGUGCCUUGCACGUGAAUGCUGACCGAACAAAGGUGCUCCUUAAACCAGACAAGACCACUAUCACUGAGCCACAUCAUAUCUGGCCAACCCUGACUGAUGAGGAAUGGGUACCAGUUGAGGUAUGUUACGUGUGAACGCUUGUCUGUAAUCUAGGGUGGCAAUGCGUACCUGCAACUGUUAGUGUAGUUUGUUUUGCCUCUUAAUUAUGUGCUAAAACUCGGUUAGAAUGAUUUGAGAAACGUGUCAAUUAUCGCCUUUUUUUUUCUCGUGCAUUACUGUAGUUGACUAGUUCACUGCCUUUCUCUGUUUCCAUUUUUAAUCCUUUGUUCGAUAAUGGUUUCUUCGCCUUUUGAAUCGUUCUUUCUUUUCUUUCCUGUUGUAUAGGUUGCACUGAAGGAUCUCAUCUUGGCCGAUUAUGGCAAAAAGAACAAGUGAGUUGACUGCUUUUAACUUGAAUCUUCACACAAUUACAUUCAAAUUGCCUUUUGCCUUGAAUACUUACCGUACUCUCCUUCGGUCUAACAGUACCAUUUAUGUUUCUUCUCUAGCGUGAAUGUAGCUUCCUUGACCCAGUCUGAGAUCCGAGACAUCAUUCUGGGUAUGGAGAUCUCAGCACCCUCGCAACAGAGGCAACAAAUCGCUGAGAUCGAGAAGCAGACCAAAGAACAGUCGCAGCUAACAGCUACCACCACCCGAACCACCAACAUCNUCUCGUCUGAUCCUCAUCCUUCGUGCCUUGCACGUGAAUGCUGACCGAACAAAGGUGCUCCUUAAACCAGACAAGACCACUAUCACUGAGCCACAUCAUAUCUGGCCAACCCUGACUGAUGAGGAAUGGGUACCAGUUGAGGUAUGUUACGUGUGAACGCUUGUCUGUAAUCUAGGGUGGCAAUGCGUACAUGCAACUGUUAGUGUAGUUUGUUUUGCCAAUUAUGUGCUAAAACUCGGAUGGAAUGAUUUGAGAAACGUGUCAAUUAUCGCCUUUUUUUUUUCUCGUACAUUACUGUAGUUGACUAGUUCACUGCCUUUCUCUGUUUCCAUUUUUAAUCCUUUGUUCGAUAAUGGUUUCUUCGCCUUUUGAAUCGUCCUUUCUUUUCUUUCCUGUUGUAUAGGUUGCACUGAAGGAUCUCAUCCUGGCCGAUUAUGGCAAAAAGAACAAGUGAGUUGACUGCUUUUAACUUGAAUCUUCACACAAUUACAUUCAAAUUGCCUUUUGCCUUGAAUACUUACCGUACUCUCCUUCGGUCUAACAGUACCAUUUAUGUUUCUUCUCUAGCGUGAAUGUAGCUUCCUUGACCCAGUCUGAGAUCCGAGACAUCAUUCUGGGUAUGGAGAUCUCAGCACCCUCGCAACAGAGGCAACAAAUCGCUGAGAUCGAGAAGCAGACCAAAGAACAGUCGCAGCUAACAGCUACCACCACCCGAACCACCAACAUCCACGGUGAUGAGAUCAUCGUCUCCACAACGUCCAACUACGAGACCCAGACAUUCUCCUCUAAGACUGAGUGGCGUGUAAGAGCAAUAUCAGCUACUAACCUGCACUUGAGGACGAAUCAUAUUUAUGUUUCUUCUGAUGACAUCAAGGAGACUGGUUUCACGUAUAUUUUGCCCAAGAAUAUCCUCAAGAAGUUUAUCGUUAUUUCGGAUUUAAGGACACAGGUAAGUGAUUUCUUUGCUAGCGAAGGUGACAAAAGCCAAACAAUAAUCGCUCAAGCCUUUCUUACUGGAGAAGUUGCGGUGUAA